Molecule: messenger RNA, 1770 nt
Organism: Colletotrichum gloeosporioides
Lineage: Eukaryota; Fungi; Ascomycota; Sordariomycetes; Glomerellales; Glomerellaceae
Exons: 4
Source: RefSeq, a predicted model, not a curated record
AUUAUGCCCGGCGUACUUAACGGCCAUGCAAACGGGAGCGCGACAACCCAGGGCCAGCACCCUGGGAGCGAGCGAACACCCAGAAAGCUCGUUCUCUGCUUUGAUGGGACAGGUAACACUUUCACCGGCACCAACGCCGACACCAAUGUCGUCAAGCUCUUGAGCAAGCUGGACCGCAACGAUCCUGAUCAGUACCAUUACUACCAGACCGGAAUCGGCACGUAUGACAUUAACGAGAAGUCCGUUAACAAGACUUGGUUCGGUGAGAUGCAAAGCUCCAUCUCACAGACCGUUGACCAAGGCAUCGGCAACACUUUCGAUGCCCACGUCAUGGCUGGAUACAGAUUCCUGAUGCGUUACUACGACUCCGGGGAUAAGAUUUACAUGUUCGGCUUUAGCCGCGGCGCCUUCACAGCCAAGUUCCUCGCCCGCAUGAUCAGCACGGUCGGCCUCCUCUGCAAGGGCAACGAGGAGAUGGUCCCCUUCGCCUACCGUCUCUACCAGCGCUACCUCGCCGGAGAGGUCGAGGACUUCAUCGUCUCCCACCCCAAGAAGAAGAACAGGGAGAAGGCCGCCAAGAAGGCCGAGAAAAAGGCAGCCAAAAAAGCCGCUGCCCUUGCCGCUGCCAACGGUAAUGGCAACGGCAACGGCAAUGGCCACAGCGAGACGCAGCCUCUCUUGGACGACACAGAAGCCGACGUGGAGACCCACGAUCACCAGGAGGGCGAAGACCCCGCCGUCCACGGCCACAACUUUGAAGUCGCAGCCGACGAGAUCGCCGCGUUCUCGGACACCUUCUGCCGCAAAGAGGUCUCGUCCCACUGCGACACGGACCAGAAAGAGGGCAAGGAGUCCAACAUCAAGGUGCACUUCCUCGGCAUCUGGGACUGCGUCAACUCCGUCGCCAUCCUCGAGCGCAAGGCGCCGAUCCCGGUGCCCGUCGUCGGCACGGCGCACCACGUGCGCCACGCGGUCGCCGUCGACGAGCGCCGCGUCAAGUUCAAGGCCGCGCUGAUGGCGCAGGACAUGAAGAAGGGCGAGGAGGCCCACGAGGACAUCUUGGAGGUCUGGUUCCCCGGGUGCCACGGCGAUGUCGGCGGCGGGUGGCCCGCUUCGGACAAGAACCCCCUCGAAGGCGGCCAGGCUGAGAUGACGUGGUGGGAGACGAUCAAGAACUUCUUCUCCACGCGCAAGCCGCCCAAGGGGAAGGCAAUUGGGUGCGACAGAUUGCAGCUCAGUGAUGUUGCGCUGGCGUGGAUGAUUGGCGAAGUCGAGGAGGUGGGCAAGAAGCACCCCGAGGCUGCGCUCAAAUGGCGGGAGGAUAAGUUGAAGCACUUCAAGGGCAAGUAUGCAGACAAGAAGCAUAAGGCGAUGAAGGCCCCCAUCCACGACUCGCUCGCGUUUAAUACCGGAACGGGAUUCUUUACGGUCUUGUUGUGGAAGCUCAUGGAAUGGCUCCCCUUCAUCAAGCGCUGGGAGCUUGAAGACGGCGAAUGGGAGAACGUGCGCUUUCCGCUCAACAAGGGGGAGACGCGCGAUAUACCCAAGGAUGCCGUGCUUCACGAGUCACUACUCUACCGCCUGAAGAAGGUCAAUGAUUACUGCCCUCCGAAUAACCACGGCGGCGUGCUGCCGGCUUGCUUGAAGCACCAUCCGACGGGCACCAUCGCAGAGUGUGAUCCUCCCCAUGACCACUCUCAGGUGCAUAAGGACUGCAAUCACAGGACGUUUACGAUCCUCAAGUCUGUGGAUACUAUGGAUUUGAAGUGA